This is a messenger RNA of Magallana angulata, 4577 nucleotides long. RefSeq names its product multiple epidermal growth factor-like domains protein 10. Bases 70 to 2280 code for a protein of 736 amino acids. NCBI's taxonomy places the organism in Eukaryota, Metazoa, Mollusca, Bivalvia, Ostreida, Ostreidae. The transcript is spliced from 17 exons. The record is from RefSeq and is a predicted model, not a curated record. Gene Ontology annotation, molecular function: scavenger receptor activity.
UUUGCUGUUGCGUGGCCAUGCCUAUACUCAUAGAGUGAUCUUAUUUGACCAGAUCGACAAGACCCUAUCAUGGUGUCCCUAUUCGGACACUCUGUGUAUCACCUCGUUGUCCUCACUGUGUGGUUCUGUCUGCUGGCAGUAUCCCAGGCGGCGUAUGUUAAUGUCGCCCUCAACAAACCAGCGUACCUACAGGACCCAUCGUAUAGUGACGCCAGUAACGCUGUGGACGGACGUAAAUCAGACCUGAGUGAGUGGGGAGGUCAAUGUGCUGUAUCAUAUUGGAAACAAACCGCCACCUGGUGGGUGAACCUGACAACUAUCCAUAGCAUCUACAACAUCACCAUAUACUUCUUGAUGACAUAUGGUCUACAGGUUUUUUAUGGUAGCAUAUCAAAUUACUUCCUUGGAUUCUCGGUGUACGUCUCCAACACAACAGACAGACUACAGGGAACACUGUGUUACAAGGACGAUAACUUUACAGCACUCACCAUACCUUCUGUCUUCACCACCACCUGUCCUGUACAUGGACAGUACGUUAUCUACUACAACGAGAGACUACCAGGAGUUACCUACCCUGACUAUUACUCUGACACUGUUGCCAGUUACCUCUGUGAAGUGGAGGUGUAUGGAUGUCCUGGAGGGUUUUACGGGGCAAACUGUUCUAACGCCUGCCCAGACACCAACUGUUACUGUCACUUAGAAACGGGCACCUGUCAGGGCUGCAAACCUGGGUUCCAAGGAUUCCUGUGUAAAUCAGCGUGUAGUCGAGGAUAUUAUGGUGCUGAGUGUCAACAAGAAUGUGGGCACUGCCGUGACGUAACUCAAUGCGUCCAUACCAACGGGUCAUGCUUAACAGGAUGUGAAGUUGGUUAUGAUGGAGAAACAUGUAAAGCACCUUGCCUAUAUGGAUUCUUUGGACCAGAUUGUGCUGACAGAUGUAACGACACCUGUGAUGGUUGUAACAGAUUCAAUGGUUCUUGUGAUACUGGGUGUAACCCCGGAUGGCAGGGAUAUGAGUGUCAAGAUGCUUGUGAUAAAGGAUCAUUUGGUGAAAACUGCAGUGAAACAUGUGGACACUGUCGUGACGUAGACAAGUGUUCUAAUAUAAAUGGGACAUGUUUGACUGGAUGUGAUGCUGGUCAUCAAGGGUACUUGUGCAAAACAUCUUGUUCAUACGGAUUCUUCGGGCCGGAUUGUGCUGAGAGAUGUAACGACAACUGUGAUGGAUGUAACAGCAUCAAUGGUUCUUGUGAUUCUGGCUGUAACCCUGGAUGGCUGGGAUAUGAGUGUCAAGAUGCUUGUGAUAAUGGAUCAUUUGGUGAUAACUGCAGUGAAACUUGUGGACACUGUCAUGAUGUAAGCCAGUGUUCCAAUAUCAAUGGAACAUGUUUGACUGGGUGUGGUGCUGGUUAUCAGGGGGAAUUUUGUAAAACAAAAUGUGACAGAGGAUCCUUUGGAAUGGACUGCAAUGAAACAUGUGGGUACUGUCAUGAGGCAAACCACUGCUUUCAUACUAAUGGAACAUGCCUAUCCGGAUGUAUUGCUGGCUUUCAAGGGGAUUUGUGUAAAACAACUUGCCAGCGUGGGUUUUUUGGAGUAAACUGCGCUAUGAAAUGUGCUGACACGUGUGAUGAUUGUAAUGAUGUCACUGGUUUGUGUGAUCAAGGAUGUCUUCCAGGUUUCAAGGGAUAUGUUUGCCAAGAAGCCUGCCCGUAUGGAUUGUUUGGACAAGAUUGUACAGGUGAAUGUAACAACACCUGUACGGGCUGCAACAAUGUGAAUGGUGUGUGUGACAGAGGAUGUCAUCCAGGUUGGAAGGGAGACUACUGUGAUAUAGCUUGUGGCAAGGGACUGUAUGGAGCUGACUGUAGCGAAACGUGUGGUCGGUGCCGUAAUGAGAGCCAGUGCGUUCAUACCAACGGGACAUGCUUGACUGGAUGUGAUGCUGGUUAUGAAGGCGAUGUGUGUAAAACACCCUGUCCAUAUGAAUUGUUCGGACAAGAUUGUACUGGUGAAUGUAACGAAAACUGUACGGGCUGCAACAAUGUGAAUGGUGUGUGUGACAGAGGAUGUCAUCCAGGCUGGAUGGGAGACUAUUGUGAUAUUGGUAGGUUAGCUUGCAUGGAGUCUGUCUAUGUUGUUGAUAUGAUGCAACGUUACUCAUAUUACUUAUCCAUAGUACCUUUUUCAGUUAUAAGUGGCUUCAAAUCAUUGAUGCAGGAUAGAUCCCCAACAGAUUUGUUAAUACUCGAAACAGGUUUAAUUAAUUUUAUGUUUUGAACAUGUUUAAAGCAUUACUAAUCAUGAUUUAUGCCUUUGCAGUUUGAUAUAUGGUAGGUAAUAACAACGUUCAAAAUGAUAGAUAUGUUGAUACAUCCCUUAAUAUAUACACCUCAACAUGAACACUGUAAGCAGAUUCACAAAGUCUUUACACAAAAAGAAAUGAAAGUCAUUAUGAAGGUCACAACUUUACUCUGCAUUCAUAUAACUGUAUUAAUGGCGCAUCAGAAAGGUCUUCUUGCUUAAUACAACUGACAAAUACUAAAUCUCACUUCAACAAAGUCGAGGAUCUUUAAAAGUGUAUCAGUUUGAGUCCAUUUAAUGUUGGACGUAUGUCAGAGAGUGUGCUGUUGGUCAGUAUUACACCAGUAACAAACAACAAGUGUCCACAAAACAAAACAAAACAAACAAACAAUAAGAAACAGACAGAGGGACGGCAGCAGAGAGAGAGAGAGAGAGAGAGAGAGAGAGAGAGAGAGAGAGAGAGAGAGAGAGAGAACCCACAUACACAUUGUUGGUUCUAUCGUAAUGGUGUAGAUCCGCCUUUAUAAUAUUAAAUUAUCGAUUCGGAAAUGCACUGUACGCGUUUUUUUUUAAUAUGAUACAUGUAUCCUUGAGGGGUAACUGGUAGGUAUUCAGCAGAUAAAAGAAAAAAAAUUGCUCAAUUGGUAAGUAAUGCAACUUUGAUUAUUGAAACCCUUUUUAAUUGUGCUGAUUAUAACCUAAAAAGGUUUGUUCAUAUUAUAAUAUUUUAAGUGCACAAUUGUGACUAAACACGAACGAUUUUGCUUUAAUUUCAAGAAUUUUCUACAACUUCAUUUUUAUCUGAUUUGUCAUUGGUUACUUUACAUUAUCUUAUACCUAUUUAUUUUUUACCUGUCAUGAUACAUCAAUUUUGAGAUUUUUUGAAUAUAUCUAUAUAAUUUUCUAAGAUAAUAUGUUUAUUUAGAGAUUAUUUUACAUAACAAUAUCAUACAUGUUUUCUUCAACAAAUUAGCGUGGUGUAUAUAUUGACAUUGUUAAUUAUCUAAUCAAAAAACUCAAAAAAUAAAGCAACGUAUAUCAAAGUAAAGAAAUGUAUUACAGCUGCUUUAUGUUCAACAAAUAUCAACAGUUUUCUGUUCAUUUAUAUUUUUUAAUCAUUUUUUCAAAGAGGUAACUCACUGAGGGAAAUCACCAACCUUUGAAGAGAUAAGAACGUACUUGUAACGUGAAUAUCCACCACACCAGCAAAUCCGCUGAGAUUUCGUCAUCUUGAACCACCUUUCGAUAGUUCCGGGUGAAUGUAACCUGCAAAUCAUUUGACGACAGACAACAAGAACCACCUAACUCUUGUGAUAUACAAUGCGUUUUGGAAUACUUCUAACGUUUUCAGGCGAUUUAUGUCCGUUCAACGUACAGACCUAGGGAGUAAUUUGGUCGCAAAUGAAGGAAGAAACUUCUGAAUAAACCAGCCAUUUAUAGUUGGGAGAAGUAAAUCUUAACUGUAUCGAGGUGGAUAUCAAAGAACACCUGAAGAUCCGCUCUCUUAAAACGAUGCUCUUUCUUAUAUCAAAUGCGGAUUUAUGCAAUGGAGUUCUUUCAGCUACAAUCACACUGUCGCCUUCAAAACUGUUCACAAUUUGUGUUACACAACUCUCUGAAUGCAUAUUGUUGCUUGUUUUCCCAUUCCAAACCAAGUAAUUACGUAAGGGGUCAUUUGAAGCACUAUUUUGAAAAGCCAACUGCGUUUACAAACAUGAUUGUAAUAUGUUCAUGUCUAUCUAUAUCAAUGAAUUCAUUUGAUGCUCAUUUGUAAUAAAUUAGCGUUAAACUUAACAUAUAUUUCCUUUUAUUCUACUUUUAGCGAGACAUACGAGACAUGUAGUAGUUAUAGGAUACUAAACAUUAGAAGCUACGUUACAAAGAGCGAUUAUACAGAUUUAAUCGAAAUACAAUCAGCAGAUUGCACUUAAACAUAACAUUGAGUGUCCCACACAACACAAGAUGCUUUUGUGCAUUGACAAAAUCUUAACGACGUAAAUAGUGGUUAACAUUGAUACGAAUUUCCCGGAUAUCAAUUUAUUGUUAUCUUAAGAAUAAUGCCACAAACGCAUUGUCAAUCUUGCUUUCUGUUUUGGUGAAUGUUUUAUUUUUUAUUAGAACCGUUUGUAUAAUAAUGAUAUAUUUUGAAAGCAAAUGAAAAAAAAAUCCACACAAUGUUCAUCCAUCAUUUUCUUUUUUAACUAUGUCAAAGGGUUUGUGAUACGUUUAAUAUAAAAAAAAAAGAAAAAAUAAAUAAAUUACAGAAAAUUUCA